Molecule: messenger RNA, 744 nt
Organism: Theobroma cacao (cacao)
Lineage: Eukaryota; Viridiplantae; Streptophyta; Magnoliopsida; Malvales; Malvaceae
Gene: AGP20
Product: arabinogalactan protein 20
Source: RefSeq, a predicted model, not a curated record
AAGAGAAGACCUCAUCACAUGGCGUUGUAAUCAACGCUUACCUAAUAAAGAUAAUCACCCUGACCCCACUCCCAAAGCUCUCCCAUUUAACUGCUUGCAAUACAACUUAUUACACCCUAUAAUGGCCUCAACCUCCUUAUUUAAACCCCAACUUCCUUUGUAGAAUUUCUCUGCUCUACUUUCUUUUAUCUGUUCCUCGUCCUGGGUCUUCUUCGACUUCAUUUCUCUUUAGAGCUCUCACAUUGCCCGUUGGGGUAAUAGUUUACAGAGGGCUUAUUCAGAGUUUGUUGGUGUUAAGAGAAGGGAAAAUGGCGGUGAUUUCUUCCAGGGCUUUUGUGGGUGUUGUGGCUAUCUUUGCUCUUGUUUUUGCCAUCGUGUCACCCUAUGUUGAGGCUCAGUCCGCUGCUCCAGCUCCUUCUCCUACUAGUGAUGGGACUUCAAUUGACCAAGGGAUUGCAUACGUGCUGAUGCUUGUGGCACUGGUUCUUACAUACCUCAUCCACCCUCUAGACGCAUCUUCCUACAGCUUCUUUUAAAUUAUUCUUAGGGCUUGAGAGAUUCAUUUAGAUCAGGGUUGCAAUAGAAAUUGCUAUGUAGAUAGAUAUAUUAAGUUGUUUCUUUUUUUCUUUGGUGAUGGAUGGUGGUUUGCAUUUGUUAUGAGAGAUUUAUUGGUUAAUUUUGUUUUCUGGUAGCCUACUUUAUUUCUUGUUAUCAUUUUCUUUAUCCUACUCCUUGAUUCCUUAA